AUGGAUAACGUGGUUCCCUUCGUUCCUGACGGCGCUAGUCUUGCCGGAAAGACUGUGACCAUUACCGGCGGUGAGAAAGACUUAUGGUAUGAGACGGCUCGUCUGAUUAUCACCGUCGGCGACGAGGCUAUGGGCAAGGCGCCCUCACUGCUCUUCAAACCGACACUGAGGUCAACGCCAAUUCCACCGACGAAACUCGUGCAAAUACCGAGUGUGUUUAGCUAG
Penicillium samsonianum is the source of this 225-nucleotide messenger RNA. RefSeq lists its product as uncharacterized. Bases 1 to 225 code for a protein of 74 amino acids. The record is from RefSeq and is a predicted model, not a curated record. NCBI's taxonomy places the organism in Eukaryota, Fungi, Ascomycota, Eurotiomycetes, Eurotiales, Aspergillaceae. The transcript has a single exon.